CGACUUCCGCUUUCUUCGAGAGUUCAGCAUUCGCAUGAAAAAAGUUUGUUUUCUCUAAACACUACUCGUUCUUUUGACCGUUUUCUUCCUUAUUUCAACCCUUCGCUUAAGCGAGUACCAAGUCUAUUCAUGCCUCUUCAGCUGUCAAGGACAAAGACCUUUUUCGGGAAGCCCCCAGCUUUUCAGCGCUAUAUUUAGCCUCGUCUGCUGAUUGGCUAUAUCCUUAUAACUUCCCGUUCCUGCUUGUGCAAGGAACAUUUGUCUUAGGUAGCUUUAUCUACAGCAUGCAAAAUUGAGAAGGUAUCCUUUACGUUUGAACUUUCGCUAAAAUGUUAUCAAUUGAGUUUGUCGUGCCUACGGACAAGCAUGAAAUCCUCAAAGCCAAACUUCCUCGUCUCAAAGAGCUGUUUAACUCCGUCAAAAUUACGCUGGCGGAAGUGUAUGGCGAAAACCAGUGGAUUCGGGCUGUGGGAGAACACGAGCACUUAAACAAAGCGAAGGAGUACAUUCAGGGCCUGUGCAAACCCGAGACUAUCGAAAAGAUCAAGAUGUCACAUGAGAUGAUCGAAACCUUCUGCCAGCAACGCGCCGACCUUGAAAGAGAUUUUGGAAUCGUUAUAGACAUAGACGAAGAGGCCAAUUGCCUCAUUAUGCAAGGGACUUAUCUUGCGGUCACCAUGGCAACUUCGAAACUCGAGCAAAAGGAAGUAACUGCCGUGUCAAACCAAGCUAUUAACCCGGUGCUCAAGGAAUUUGCGCUGAAGCUGGGUUACGACGAGAACCAAGUUCAGUCAAUUGCCAAGAAAUUCGGCCCGGAUGUGGACCAAAACAAACUGCUACAGGAACUCAUACACACGUCAGCCUCCAGCCGGGCUACGACGAAAACCCGACCGAGCGGCGAUUACAAUUCGGAGUUAACGGGAAGUCCGAUGACAUACCGAAACGUUGUAGCCCGAGGAGCGCCGACACCUCCGACGAACAUCGAAACAACAUGCGGGAUUCCCGCGAUGAUCCCGCGAAUGGAAGCCGAUCCCGAAGUGACGUUUUCGUUGUCCCGCGGGAUUGAGGAUGCACCUCGUGACGGGCUACGCCCUGUUGUUAUCGACGGGAGCAAUGUGGCGAUGAGUCAUGGUAAUCAGCGAGUGUUCUCAUGCCGCGGCAUCGCGCUCUGCGUGGACUGGUUUCGUCAACGUGGGCACAACGAGAUUACCGUGUUCGUGCCAAGAUGGCGUACCGAGGCACCUCGCCCGGGAAAUCCCGUGGAGGAUCAGCAUAUCUUGCUCGCACUUGCGCAACAAAGCAUCGUGAAGUUCACGCCUUCUCGCCGCAUCAACGGCAGGAACAUCGUGUGUUACGACGACCGAUUCAUCCUCGAACUUGCCGUCAAAUGUGACGGGGUGGUGGUCUCUAAUGAUAACUUCCGUGACCUGAUGAGGGAAAAUGACGCGUGGAGGGAGGUAAUCGAGACCAGAUUGCUGAUGUACUCCUUCGCGGGGGACUAUUUCAUGCCGCCCGAGGAUCCCCUGGGAAGGCACGGCCCCACCCUUGACGAGUUCCUCCGCAAAGGGUCCAGCCACACCCCAAAGGUGUGUCCCUUUCUGGGGCGCUGUACGUUUGGCCCCAGAUGCAGGUUCUAUCAUCCAGACAGGGAUCCCACCAAGCGCCCACAGCUCAAACGACAGACCAGCAAAUCAGAUCCAGACCUUUCCCAAUUACGCGCUUCCUCCACCCCUCCCCCCAGAGAUCACUUUCAGAACACUAUGAAAACCUCCUCGCUUGACCGGCAGCGCUCAUACAGUGAAAGCAUCUUGCAAGGACCUAUCCAUUACCAUGGCAACUCGGACUCUAGAUACCCAGUAGUAGACCAAUACAAUGGACUCUACGUCUGUAACCAAGGGAAUGAACAACAUCUAGUGUACCCUAGCAACGGUUACUAUGGUUACCCGGGCUAUGCUAUGUAUGCCCCUGUGAUGACGGAGCAGCACUACAGCUAUACACCGUCUAACACCAGAUACACGACAAGCGGCUCCCUAGAGGGGGUAGGGGCGGGGGAGGGGGAGAGUACAAGGGUGGGGGAGGGUUCGAUAGCGGAGAAGGAAAAGAAGCAGAAGGCAUCCGAUGGAGCUGGGGAAAUGGAGGAAAAAUUGAAGGCGUUUUUUCCCGGCGAAGAGUCCAGAAUAGCGAAAACUGUUAGAGAUAAUCCUGAGCUGUGUAGGAAGCGUGAUGUCAACGCGCUCAGCAACCUGCUCUUGGAUCUAGCGUGAUGGAGUCGUCGUUCUUAGAGCUGCAACAGUGCCCUUCGUGGGAAAAUAUAGCUAGAUUAUUGUUAUUUGUAAAUAAUCAUUUUUAUUUAUCCCUUCUUAGGCUAACGUGUACCUUUUUGCAAUAUGAUCGAUGCUCUAGCUAUUAUUGUAAACCCAUAAAAGAAAUGUUUAUUUGAAUUUCAGGAAUUGUUAAAAGAGCUAUUGGUAGUUAGAUACAGAUUUGUUGUUGCAUUGACCAAAAGGAAUAUUAUAUCCAUCUAUUCAAUCAUGUUUAUUAUAUAAACAACACGUAUUUUAUUGUUAAAAGCUCCAUUUCUUGUGUCUAAUGCUUUAAUAUUUUUUGAUAAAAUAAAAACAUUACCUAUAGGC
This is a messenger RNA of Nematostella vectensis (starlet sea anemone), 2633 nucleotides long. RefSeq lists its product as uncharacterized. Gene Ontology annotation, molecular function: metal ion binding; RNA endonuclease activity; mRNA binding. The record is from RefSeq and is a predicted model, not a curated record. The transcript has a single exon. Gene Ontology annotation, cellular component: cytoplasmic ribonucleoprotein granule; nucleus. Bases 330 to 2264 code for a protein of 644 amino acids. NCBI's taxonomy places the organism in Eukaryota, Metazoa, Cnidaria, Anthozoa, Actiniaria, Edwardsiidae.